Molecule: messenger RNA, 5657 nt
Organism: Anoplophora glabripennis (Asian longhorned beetle)
Lineage: Eukaryota; Metazoa; Arthropoda; Insecta; Coleoptera; Cerambycidae
Exons: 8
Coding region: 134-3283 (1049 amino acids)
Biological process (GO): regulation of transcription by RNA polymerase II
Molecular function (GO): DNA-binding transcription factor activity, RNA polymerase II-specific; RNA polymerase II cis-regulatory region sequence-specific DNA binding
Source: RefSeq, a predicted model, not a curated record
UUGGGGACCAGCUGAUUUGAGUUGACAAUAAAAUGUUCCGGUCUCAACAGCCCGUUUUGGCUGGUGAAGUGAAAAAAUAUAGUGCGGUUUUCGCUAGAAACAAUUAAAAAUUAACAAAAGAUCGCAGGUGACGAUGGAAAAUGAACAAUGGGCUGCAAAAUAUCAACAAUCUGUGCCGACGGGUUUAGAAAGGACAGAGAAUAAUUUAAACAAUGGCAACACAGAACACCUCUCAAAAGAUAGUAAAUCCUUGAAAAAUACCGGCAAAGAUGAGCCGGAAAAUGAUGUUAAAUGUCCGGAGCCGAAUCUGGAUUGUAAUCCACCUAAUGUUACGAUUAGUGAGAAAGCUAAACAGACAAUACAAGCUAUUUUAGAACAAAUUAAAUCGCUUUCACAAAUUGAAAAGUUUCUUUUAUUUUUAAAAUUACCAUCUGAAGUGUCUCAUGCUGUUGAUCCAUUCCGACAACCUUUGAAUCCCUUAGGUAGCAGAUCAGAAAUUUACAGGACUAUAUCAUGGAUCAAAACACAUUUGGAAGAAGAUCCAGAUAUUUCAUUACCAAAACAGGAAGUUUACAAUGGAUAUUACAAUUACUGUGAGAAAAAUAGUGUUAAACCUCUAUCACAAGCAGACUUUGGAAAGGUGAUGAAACAAGUAUAUCCAAGAGUGAGAGCCAGAAGACUAGGAACUAGAGGGAAUUCAAGAUACUGUUAUUCAGGAUUGAGAAGAUGCAUUAAACUGAAACCUCCUAUUUUGCCAGAUUUAGCCGAUAAGCCAUUGUCUACUGAAGCUCCAUUUACCCAGUCAAGUUUAACCUCAGCUGCCUGGCUAAUUGUUAGGGACUGGUCAGAACAGCAGCUAGGCACACAGUUUUCCUCUAUCCAAGCAUUAGCCUAUUAUCUAAUUUUGAAUCAAUCAAUCGGCACUGGAACAGAAGCAGCUACAAAAAUCACUAAUGCGGCUGAAUCAUCGUUGAAAUCUGAUGAUACAAAUGGUAAAAGUGGCAACAAACAUAGAGAAAUGCAACUUCAACUUCAAAGGAAAAUUCAGCAAAAGAAUGAAGGAAAAGAAAGAAAAAGAAAACUUCAGUCACCAAAAUCUGAGCAAAAACCCAGUGGAAAAAAGUCACGUUCCCAGAGUGUCCCAGCACCACCCGCAGUUCCCACAUCACCGACAGUACAGCUGGCUACAAGCAGUGGCACCACCAGCGGCGAGUGCAGUACGGCUAGCAGUAGCAGCACGAGUCCUACUCAGGGCAAACCUAUCUGUGAUAAAUCACUAGAUUUCACUCAACUACCAGCGUUACCUGACUUCAAUAGUUUCCAAAAGCCGUCGACGGAUGGAUUACUGGGCAAUGGUGGGCAGCCCGUUACUAUUCCAUUAAAGGAAACGAGUGUGGGGGCCUCGACCAACAAGGUAGCCAUACCAAGACUGCAAGCAGCCCCUAUACAAUUGACAACACCACCCAAGAAGCAACAGAAGCCAGCAAAGUACAAAUCAAUCCAGCCCAGACUGCAACAAUGUGAUAUUGCGCCGUACAACCCACAGUCACUAAGCCAAGCGACUGAGGACAACAGAUCUCAAGAUUUACACAAUACUGAUAGAAUUAAGGAAAGAAAAAGUAGUGAUGAUGAUUGUGAUGUUAAUGAUUUUCCGCUUACAAGAGAAAGACUUAAUAGUGUGAGUAACAUUGAGAAGGAUGCUAUGGAUGAAUACCUAGGUACAAACAAUAGUCAACAUGAGGAGGAGUUGUCCAAAUAUUUCAGUAACAAUAAUGUAAGUGAUACAACUGAAUCUGAAAAUACUUCUAAAAUUUCGACGCUUAGACAACUACUUGAGCAAAAUGGUAUAGUAGAAAACAAGUCCAGUAAUCAUAAUGUACUUGACAAUACGGUCGUACAAGAUAGGGUGCCGUUUCCAAAUACAAACUUAAAUCAGAUUUCGACACAAAGCGGUAUUACAUAUAUAACUCCUAUAUCCCAUCAGGGUAACAUACCGAGUACCUCCACUAGUAUAAAACGGAGAGUUAGUUUUGAAACUCCAGCACCUGAAGAUUCAGUCCCACCUAGCCCAAAUACGAGAAGAAAAAAUUUUAGUUUCACGCCCAUUUCUCCGGGCCCUCAGUCACCCAAUGGUAUGCAAUCAAAGUGCUCCAGCACCAAUGCCAGCCCGUUUGUUAGUCCUCGAAGUACUCCUAUCUCACGAACUAAAAAUACUGUGCAUCCGGCUACUGGUAUUGUGAAAAGCGAAACUCGAAAAACCUUCAAAAUAAAAAAGGAAACAGAUUUGAGCCUAGAAAUUCCUAAUGAAAUUCAAUUCUCUGGAUCAAGUUAUGUUCCUAUGUCAGCUCCGGCCAGUCCUAUGUUAAAUAACAAAUCUGUUCUGCAGAAAUUACUUAAUUCGAGCAGUAAAGUUUCGUACAGUCCGGGUUAUGCCAAUUCUCACAAUGUCCCGCCAUUGCAGCCUGAUACAUCCCGUGAAGUUAGCCAGUUGUUUGCUUCCAAUAUUCAGUCUAAUCUGGAUUCUUGUAGGUCUCAGUCUGUUCCUUUACAUCAAAUGGUCGUUAAAACAUUUCCGAUAGAUCCCGGUUUUAUAUCGGAGCAGGAUGUAGGUCCGGGAGAAUUUUCUGAAAUCGAUCCAAUACCUGAAUCUGCAAGUGAUAACGUAAAACGAAUUUUGCAUUCUCUUGAUGAACAAGCUUGUGAUAAUAACAACAUCGAUAUUUUUAAUAUAGACUUAACUAACAAUCCAUGUUUACCUGAGUUUGGCAUUCAGAUGAUUAACAACAAUUUAGAAAUUAACGGCUUUCCUCAAAACAAUAUACCUUUUAACAAUAUACCGUCAGAGGUUCCUGUGGCUAGGAGCAUGCGUUCCCAAAGUAUGGACGUAAAUAUGACCUUCGAGAGCAAAUGCAAUCCAUCUAGAUCUGUUCCGAGCACUCCUCUGUCGUUUAUGCAAAAUGUCAAACCUCAAAUGAAGUCGUCUUACGGCCACAAUUCCCGAUCCUACCCUUCUACACCCUUAAACUCAGAGGAAACUUUUACGUAUAACCUAAAUGGAGAUUGUUUGUUAAACGGCCAACCCAUUCGGUCAGACGGUAUGACGGAAGAGAUAGAAUUCAUACAGAACUAUGAUAUAAAUAGUGACAAUAAUAUUGAACAAUUACCACAUGCGAAGAGUUUUAAUAUAGAAGGUCCGGAUUUUUCAAUUGUCGAAAAUGAUCCCUCGCUUAUGGAUGACAACUGUGUUUUACUAGAGCAGAGUUACAGCAGUAAUAUUAACUAGUUGUAUUUUUUAUUAUUUUUCAGGGAUAGUUUUUGUGUACUACGUUUCUACCAUCAGACUUGAAAGUUGUGUGUAAAACAAAUUGCUUUUAAAAAACUGAAACAGGGAUAUAUAUAGACUAAUAGGUUUUUACUAAUUUUAUACAUAAAGUAUGAAACGUGAGUUUCUAACUGUCAGCUUUAGAUUUAUUGAGGAGAAAAUUUUGUUCAAUAAAUCGCAAAUGAGGUAAAAAUUUAAUUAAAAUUAAUGCAUUUUAAUAACGCAGAUAUUCAGUGUUACAUAAAAGACAUUAAUAAUAAAUGUGAAACUGUUUAUUCUGGAAGAUUAAGGGGUAACACCACUGUACAGGUAGUUUUCAGGAAUUUUAAAGGAAAAGUUGUUACAAGAUAUAGUUUAUCAGGAACAAAAAGGCUUUACUGUACAUGUUUUCAGGUAGUAAUGAGAAUGUAUGGCUGGUAAGAUUUCUUAUCUUCAAACAAAAAAACACAAAUUUCCGGGUAUUAUAUACUAAAAGCUAGGGAAUAUGAUAGGGAAAUUAGAAAAUAUUAAUAAUUGUCGAUUUAGUGGACAUUCAGAAAAAAUAUCGGAAAAAGACGAAACGUUUUACAUUAAAUUGAUAAUAACAGUGAAAAUUGUUAAUCAUUCGAAAAACCCUGAAUUAUGUUAUUGUGAAGCUCUGUACAAAAUUUCAAGUCGUUUCGUCGAAAACUUUUUAUUAUACUAUAUAAAAAAUGAGAGAGAAAACAAUACAAGUCUUUAAGUAUGCACAUGUAUUCCUUUGUGUUCAAACGAUCUCGCGAGCUUAAUUUUCAGUGAAUUGUUUUUGAAUAGAGACUAGGCUUUUUUUCACGACCGAAUAUUGGUGAAUAGCUGACUUGUAGUUACUAUUUCCAUCUCUUGUUGUUAUAUGGUAGUUUACAUCCUUUCACUCACUCAUACUACUAGAGAUGGGCACUUUUCGGAAAAGUUUGUUACAGAAAUGUCCAUUGGACAUGUCGAUGAAAUGUCCGGACAUGUCGGGAAAAGUACUUUUGACCUUGAAUCUAAUCUACCUGUAAGUGACGUCAUGUUUUCACAGGUAACUGCUUGAAGGUACGCAAAGCAAAAUAUUACUUUUAUUCUAAUGAAUACGUGUCGAUCUAUUUUACAUAUUACCUACCUUUAGACUUUUUUAUAAACUGGUUUCUAAUUUUCCCCGGACAGCCAAUACACUUAUUUAAAUGUUUUUCUAUCCUACUGCAUUUCAUUAAAAUUGUUUUUGAGGAGAAGUUAUAUUUAUAAUGAUUUUCACUCAAUUCAGAGAAAUAUAACCAAACUGUUGAUUUUAGCGUCAUACUUCAUUUAUAUACUAUUUGUGUAUUAAAUAUUAAAUUAAGAAUCAACUAACCUCAAAAAAUUUUUGCAGGAAUUAUGAAUGCAACAAAUUAUUCCGCGCAUGCGCAUCAACUGUUCAAUCUUGAAAAGUGUCCUCAGAACAUGUCCAAUUUUCACGACAUGUCCGCGGCACAUCUCUAGGCUACAACAUUCGACUUCACUCACGAAAAAAAGCCUUUUAUUUUAUUUGUAUCCUUGCAAAUUGUUGAAAUCGUAGUGUGACACACCACAUUCUUUUGCUUGCUUGUAUUAGUUUCUCCGUUUUUUAAUCUCUAUAUUAUGUAUGAUUUUUUUCUUUAUUAAAUACAUUUCACUUCAACAUCGUGACGAAAAGUGGUAAUUAAUACAUAUAAUGUAGUAUAUGUAGAUUUGUCAUAAUUUGUCCCAAACGGUGUCGUAGUAAACGAUAUUUUUGAUAUGGUAUUUCAAUAGGAUUUAAUCGGGACUUCCAAAUUUCGUCGUUAUAUCCAAUAUGUCGUAUAAAGCGAUGUCAUUAUGACCAAUUUUCACGGUAUAUUAUAUAUAAUAAAUAAUUAUAUAUUAUAAUUAAAAAGUGAUUUCUCGAAAAAUGCUUUUAAAAGAUUUUUUUUGACAUUCAGCGUAAUAAAUUCGAUAUAUACCUUCAAUCAGCGAUGCCUGAACCAUAUAAUUGGCCUUCUAUAUUAAUAUUUUCUUCAUCCUCUUCUUUCCGACUUGAUCUUAGGCUCAAUCUGUCCUCUAUAAUAGCUAUCACAUGCGUUCUCAGGAGUUACAAUAAGCACUCUUGCAGUGCAGUACGAGUGGUUGCGCUCCACCUCAACUUGUGUUCCGGAUUUUUCCACAAGCUAAAACUUUUGCUAAAUUCUUCAUGUAAUAAAGCAUUGUUUAAAAAAAAUUUCCAAAAAUCUUUUUCAAAAUUCUAGAGUGACUUUACCCCUUAAAGGUACUUGCAAUUAACUGUUUUAUUUUACAUUUUAAAAACCUAAUUUGUUAUUAUUUAUAUAUUUAUAUAUAUUUUUUA